Messenger RNA from Saccoglossus kowalevskii, 1201 nucleotides. RefSeq names its product serum paraoxonase/arylesterase 2-like. Gene Ontology annotation, molecular function: arylesterase activity. Lineage: Eukaryota; Metazoa; Hemichordata; Enteropneusta; Harrimaniidae. The record is from RefSeq and is a predicted model, not a curated record.
AUGGAUUCGCAUUGUGUGGAGUGGAGGAGAGCGCUAGUUGUGUGUACAGCUGGGAUUGAGAAACGCAAAUGUAAUAGGCUGAGCUUCUUUAAGGUAGUAUACAAACAGCAUCCGGGUUUUUGUCGAACUGUGCCUGGCGUUGAAAAAGGGUCAGAAGAUGUGACUGUUGCUAGUAAUGGUUUGGCGUUUAUUUCAUCGGAGCUAAAUGGAAAAAAAGAAACCGUCGAUCCGAGUCGCAUGCCUCCAAAUAUCAGAGGAAAAAUAUUCCUUUUUGAUUUCAACCAUCCAGAGAAUGACGUCAUAGAGCUUCCCCUGAAAGGUGAUUUCGACAGAGACAGCUUUUAUCCACACGGCAUUAGUUUGUAUGAAGAUGAUAAAACAGAUGAAAAGAGACUGUUUGUUGUCAAUCAUCGCGCCCGUGGUGACGAAUGCAUCGAGAUAUUUCGGUUUGAAGAAAAGAUUAAAUCGCUUAUUCAUUUGAAAACGAUUAGAGGAGAUAAUAUAUACAGUGUAAACGAUGUUGUAGCUGUAGGUCCCGAUUCCUUUUAUUAUACAAAUGAUGGAUAUUUUGUCAUGUCGGAAUUUUUUAAGCGAGUCGAGUUGUUUGCAGAUGUGGCGUGGACAAAUGUGGGAUUCUACGACGGCAACACGGAUAAGAUUGUGCAAUCUGGACUGCAGUAUGCCAAUGGAAUAAACGUAUCACCGGAAGGACGGUAUUUGUAUGUAUCAUCAGUUAUUAGAGGUUUCAUUUACGUCUUCGAAAUUAGGAACGACAAUUCAAUUGAAGAAAAGCAGAGAAUUAACGUGUACUCAGGUGUUGACAACAUAGAGAUUGAUAAAAAGACGGGUGAUCUAUGGUUGGGUUGCAACGCUGUUUUGUACCAAUUUGUUCAGCAUGUAGGAAACGUUACGAUACCUGCACCUUCGCUUGUGUUGAAAGUCCGCCUUGGCUCCAAGAGCGCCCCUUACGACAACGUUGAUAUCCAGCAAGUGUUCAUGGACGACGGUUCUCUUCUAAAAGGUUCCAGUGUUGCCAGUUACUAUGACAACAAAAUGCUUGUGGGUACAGUGCUGGAUAAACUAGGGUUCUGUGAAAUUAAACAUUUGUAAACAGUAUACAUAUACAAAAAUGGUGUAUUUGAUUGGCUAUCUUAUGGGAAUGGAAGGUGGGGUGUGGAAAAAUCUAAAUAAUUAUCCUGGC